Elephantulus edwardii (Cape elephant shrew) is the source of this 498-nucleotide messenger RNA. Its product is annotated as natural killer cells antigen CD94-like. The coding region runs from base 1 to 498 and encodes 165 amino acids. NCBI's taxonomy places the organism in Eukaryota, Metazoa, Chordata, Mammalia, Macroscelidea, Macroscelididae. Gene Ontology annotation, biological process: stimulatory C-type lectin receptor signaling pathway; positive regulation of natural killer cell mediated cytotoxicity. The transcript has 4 exons. The record is from RefSeq and is a predicted model, not a curated record.
AUGGUAUCGUUACACAGCAGUGUUUCACCGGAAGUUCUUGUGCUAUUGGUGCUCCUGGUGCUGGACAACAUUGGCAACAGCUUGGUUGUCUCCAGGACAAUGGGGUCUCCAGAUGACAGGGGUAGUAGUCUAGUUCUCUGUGUGGGAUUGCAGUCUAAAAAUGUAGCCCCUCAACCAGUGUUUCAGACUGCUCCAUGGAGGCUGAUUUCUGGAAUCCUAGGAAUAAUAUGUAUUUUGUUGACAAUUAUCUUAGGAAUUUUACUGAAUAAAUCAUUUAAUAAAGAAAAUAUUCAGCUAAAAUCCUCUCCAAUGCCCUCCAUAGAACUACAGAAAGAGUUUGACUGUUGUUCGUGUCCAGAAAAGUGGAUUGGGUACCAAUGCAACUGUUACAUCUUUUUUAAUGAAGAAAAAACGUGGAAAGAAAGUAGAAAUUCAUGUGCAUCUUAUAAUUCCAGUCUUCUUCGUCUACGCAACAAAGAUGAAAUGGCAUGUACUUAA